AUGAGGUUUGCUUUUCCCAACCCAGGGAUUGAGGAUAGGAUCCCCUCUUUUGGGAAUCUGGAGACAGAUAAAGAGACUGAAGACAGGCCCAAAUGGGAUAACAAGGCCCAGUACCUACUCACCUGUGUGGGAUUUUGUGUGGGACUGGGGAACGUCUGGAGGUUCCCUUAUUUAUGCCAGAGCCAUGGAGGAGGUGCUUUCAUGAUCCCUUUUUUGAUUCUGCUUGUUCUGGAGGGAAUCCCAUUAUUGCACUUAGAAUUUGCUAUUGGUCAACGCCUCAGAAAGGGAAGCCUUGGGGUCUGGGGGAGUAUUAACCCCUACCUGACUGGUGUGGGAAUUGCAUCAAUGGCUGUGUCAUUCUUAGUGGGAAUGUACUAUAACACGAUUAUUGCCUGGGUGUUAUGGUAUUUCUUUCACUCUUUCCAGAGCCCACUGCCAUGGAGCCAAUGUCCACUCAAUGAUAACAAAACAGAUCUGGUAGCUGAGUGUGCACUCAGUAGUUCAGUUGACUAUUUCUGGUACAGAGAAACACUGAACAUCUCCACGUCAAUAGAGGAGUCGGGUGGGUUGCAGUGGCCCAUGGUGCUGUGUUUAGUUGUGGCUUGGACAGUUCUUUAUGUCUCCUGCAUCAGGGGCAUUGAGACAACAGGAAAGGCAGUGUACAUCACAUCCACACUACCCUACGUUGUCCUCACCAUCUUUCUCAUCAGAGGCUUGACCCUUAAAGGAUCUUUAGAUGGAAUCAAGUUUCUCUUCACACCUGAUCUGAAUGAACUCAUGAAUCCUACAACCUGGCUUGAUGCUGGGGCACAAGUUUUCUACUCCUUCUCUUUGGCCUUCGGUGGGCUCAUCUCCUUCUCCAGUUAUAACUCUGUGCACAACAACUGUGAGCAGGAUGCUGUCAUUAUCUCCAUUAUUAACGGCUGCACAUCUGUUUAUGCUGCUACGGUAAUCUACUCUAUCAUUGGCUUCAGGGCCACAGAACAGUUCAACGCUUGUCUCAAUGGAAACAUUCUAAUGCUGCUGAAUGGGCUGAAUCUGGCAGAAGGGAACAUCACAGAGAGCAAUUACAAUGAAAUGCUUCAGCAGCUCAACAGUUCAGACCAAUACCAAUCUAUUAUCCAAGGGCUAGACCUAUCCACCUGCGAUCUCCAAACAUUUCUAAGUGAGGCAUUUGAGGGAACAGGUUUGGCCUUCAUUGUGUUUACAGAAGCCAUCACAAAAAUGCCCAUUUCUCCACUCUGGGCAGUACUAUUCUUUAUUAUGCUGUUCUGCCUUGGGCUUUCUACUAUGUUUGGCAGUGUAGAAGGAGUAGUUGUCCCUUUGCAAGACCUUCAAAUUUUCCCUAAAAACUUCCCAAAAGAGGCACUCACAGGUAUAGUGUGUUUCGUAAGUUUCCUGAUUGCGCUGAUCUUCUCUAUGCGUUCAGGGGACUACUGGCUAGCUCUGUUUGACAGCUUUGCUGGUUCUGUCCCUUUACUUAUUAUUGCUUUCUGUGAAAUGAUAGCUGUGGCCUACAUCUAUGGAAUAGACAGGUUUAACAAAGACAUCGAGUUCAUGAUUGGGCACAAGCCAAACAUCUUCUGGCAGGUCACAUGGAGAGUGGUCAGCCCUCUGAUUGUGCUGCUCAUCUUUGUGUUCUACCUCGUCAGUAAAAUCAGUUCCAAAUUGACUUACAUCACAUGGAAUCCUGCCUCGGAAAACUUCCCAAAGCUGGAGAUGCUGUCCUAUCCUGACUGGGUCUACGCUCUCAUCUUCAUUCUUUCUGGAGUACCAAGUCUGAUCAUUCCUGUAUUUGCUCUGUACAAGUUUUUACAAAAACGCAUCUGCAACAAAAACACACACAAAAACAGCUCUUAAUAUAAUCAGAUGUAAUGUUUAUGUCUUUUCAAUUGUACUUUAUAUAAGAACCAAUAUUUUAAAAAAAAAAGUUGCAUUUGUAUGAGUUAUUUGAUUUUAUGCUCUGAAAAUAUAUUAUUAGCAUUAGACUGAUUGUAAUUAACCAAAUGACCAAUAACUUUUUACUUGCUUUUGCAUAAAAUUGUAUCAGAUUGUGUUAUGUUAUAGCCUUGAGUUGUUUUCCCGUUUUCAUGUUGCUCUUAUCAGGUACACAUGUCUGCAAGUCUAUAGACAUGCAGAAGUUUAUAAUGUCUCUGAUAAUAAACCUUACAAUGGCUCCUAAGAUACAGGGCGGAACACCAAAAGAUGAAAAAGCAUAAUUAGCCUUUACUGGACACUUUGGAUAUCGUCAUCUUUAUGAAAGAGCAGAAAAUAGCCUGACUCCUCCCCUAUAGUGCUAAACAAUGUAAAUGUUGUCCUUAGUUACUUAUUAUAAUUAGUGGAAAACCUGAUUAGA
This is a messenger RNA of Boleophthalmus pectinirostris (great blue-spotted mudskipper), 2356 nucleotides long. Its product is annotated as sodium-dependent neutral amino acid transporter B(0)AT1-like. The record is from RefSeq and is a predicted model, not a curated record. Lineage: Eukaryota; Metazoa; Chordata; Actinopteri; Gobiiformes; Gobiidae. The transcript is spliced from 12 exons. Gene Ontology annotation, cellular component: plasma membrane. The coding region runs from base 1 to 1860 and encodes 619 amino acids. Gene Ontology annotation, biological process: sodium ion transmembrane transport.